Phyllopteryx taeniolatus (common seadragon) is the source of this 4320-nucleotide messenger RNA. It is a transcript of the gene kirrel1a, whose product is annotated as kirre like nephrin family adhesion molecule 1a. Gene Ontology annotation, biological process: cell-cell adhesion. The record is from RefSeq and is a predicted model, not a curated record. The transcript has 15 exons. Gene Ontology annotation, molecular function: cell adhesion molecule binding. NCBI's taxonomy places the organism in Eukaryota, Metazoa, Chordata, Actinopteri, Syngnathiformes, Syngnathidae. Gene Ontology annotation, cellular component: cell-cell junction. Bases 407 to 2887 code for a protein of 826 amino acids.
UUUGCUCAGCAGUUUUGAUCGGAGGCACAAUCAAAAGACAUCCCACGUUUUCGGAAGCACUGGGCACCGUCAGUGCCAUUUUCUGACCCAGUUCGUCUUUGCCGUUUGCUUUUUUUCGUUUGAAGGCUAUGACCGGAAACUCCUGGUUAUUCCUUCAACUUGACGUCUCCCCGUGCGCAGCAGAAAGCGGACUGCCGCCGGAGAGGAAAGAGGAGAGAGAGGGCAGAAGUGGAGUGGGGGGGGGAAAGCGAGGCAAUGGUGUAAGAGCAGGCGGAAAGCGACGAGGGGACGUCUUGUUCUUCCUGCCGAUGUGCCGAUGUGCCUCCCGUCCAGCUCUGCCUUUUUGAUGCCGUCCUGACGGACUUUCGGCCCAAUAACGGACUUGUUCUUUCUGGUGGGCUGAACCAUGCAGAGGCUGCUGCUGCUCCUCACUUUGCUCGUCACUUUACAAACUGUCUGGACCGCCAGAUUCUCCCAGGAGCCGGCGGACCAGUCGGUGGUGCGGGGACAGAGGGUGAUCCUCUCCUGCGUCGUCUUCAACUACUCGGGCAUCGUUCAGUGGACCAAAGAUGGCCUGGCGCUGGGCAUCGGCGAGGACCUGCGGGCCUGGCCUAGGUACCGAGUGCUGCGGGUCCAGGAGCUGGGCCAGUACAACCUCGAGAUCUUGUCAGCUGACCUGUCUGAUGACUCCUUGUACGAGUGCCAAGCCCCCGAUGCCGCCCUGAGGUCCAGGAGGGCCAAGCUCACCGUCCUCAUCCCCCCAGACGACCCGGUGAUCGACGGCGGUCCGGAGGUUCUGCUCAACGCGGGGGAGUCCUACAACCUCAGCUGUGUGUCUCGGGGUGCUAAACCGCCCUCCGUGAUCGAGUGGCUUAAAGACGGCCUGCCUGUCGACGGGGCCGUCAGUGGCACUGAGGUUCUCCCAGACCGUAAGAGGGUGACCACGCGCAGCUUCCUGCCCAUCCACCCCAUCGACGCAGACACAGGGAGGAACUACAGCUGUGUGGCCUCCAACCUGGCGGCCCCUGCGGGCAAGAGCACAACUGUUACCCUCAAUGUGCACCAUCCACCGACAGUGACCUUGUCCAUCGAGCCUCGCUCCGUCCUGGAGGGCGACAGGGUCACCUUCACUUGUCAAGCCCAGGCCAAUCCCCCGAUUAUGGGCUACAGGUGGGCCAAGGGUGGCGUGGUGCUGCAGGGCGCCAGGGAGAGUGUGUUCACCACCAAAGCGGACCACUCCUUCUUCACCGAGCCGGUCUCUUGCCUCGUCUUCAACGCCGUGGGGAAGACCAACGUCAGCAUCCUGGUGGACGUUCACUUCGGUCCCAUUCUGUUGGUGGAGCCUCAGCCCAAAACGGUGGACGUCGACUCUGACGUCAACCUCAACUGCAAAUGGGCCGGGAACCCCCCGCUCACUCUCACGUGGUUCAAGAAAGGUUCCAACAUGGUUCUGAGUAACAGCAACCAACUGUACUUGAAGUCCGUGAGCCAGGCCGACGCGGGCCAGUACGUAUGCAAGGCCAUCGUGCCGCGGAUCGGCGUCGGAGAGACCGAGGUCACGCUCGCCGUCAACGGCCCACCCAUCAUCUCCAGCGACCCCAUCCAGUAUGCAGUGCGAGGGGAACGGGGCGAGGUCAAAUGCUACAUUGCGAGCACACCUCCUCCGGAUAAGAUUGUGUGGGCGUGGAAGGAGAACGUGUGGGAGGAGGAGAAGGGCACGCUUCUGGAGCGCUACACGGUGGAGCAGAGCAGAACGUCGGCCGAGGGCGGCGGCGUCCUCUCCACCCUCACCGUCAACAACGUGAUGGAGUCCGACUUCCUGACCUCGUACAACUGCACGGCCUCCAACUCCUUCGGGCCCGGCACCAUGAUCAUCACGCUGGAGGAGACGGAGGAGGUCCCAGUGGGGAUAAUUGCCGGGGGGACGGUGGGAUCCACCAUCCUCUUGUUCAUCUUCCUCCUGAUCCUCGUACUCAUCUUCUACUGGCAACGCAAAGGCAGUCGGCGAGGGGUCACGCUGGGAAAGCCGGACAUUAAGGUGGAAACCAUAAACAAGGAGAGCCACAGCUUGGAGGAGGACUCGGCCAGCGUGUCCACGGCCUCACGCAUGGUGAAGGCCAUGUACUCGUUUCUCCCCUCUGUGUCUUUCUCUCCCUCCAAUCAGCCCUUUAAGGACGACAUCGAGCUCAAGUCGGACCUCCGCAGCGACACCGUGGACACCCGCCAGGAGUACGACCUGAAGGAUCCCACCAACGGCUACUACAACGUACGAGCUUCCACGCUGGACGAAGGUCGUCCCGCCUCGCGCUCCACCAUGCACUACUCCGACUACCGCUCCCCCACCGGUACUCCGGGGGGCGCCGCAUCCAUUAGCGGCAGCAGCGCGGGAGGGUCGGGCGCCGCGGCCCCCGGCCCGCCGGGCCCCCUCACCUCCCCGGGCCGCCCGCAGGCCUGCUACGACCCGCGGCCCCCUUCCAGACUGUCCCACAUCAGCUACGCGCAGUUCAACACUUUCACCCGCGGGGGCCAGAACCAGCAACCCCCCAGCAACCCCGCUCCCACGGCGGGCGACUUCCCGGGGGACUGCGGCCUGCUGGACUCCACCUCCCAGCUGGCGUACGACAACUACGGCUACCCGUCGCAUUACCAGACGUACCGGAUGGGCUUCGCCCCGUCUAGCCUGGCCCCGCUGGAGGCCGGCCCCUCGUACGAGAUGUACGGGGUGGGAUCGGGCGUGGCCGGUCCGAGCGUCGGCGUGGGUCCCGCGCCGACGGGCUCGGACACGGGACUCGGCAAGUACGGCAGCUCCGCUCGCUUCUCCUACACGUCGCAACACUCCGACUAUUCUCACAGCCGACACACGCAGAGGAUGCAGACUCACGUGUGAAAGCGACCUAACGGCCCGACCGGUGUCUUCGACAGAGCAUUGCGGCUAAAACCGACACACACACACAUAUUUCCACGCGCAAACACGGCACAUGUACGGUUCUAGAGGAGCGCGCCCGUGAGACGGGAGGAGGAAGCUGGAGACAAAAGUGCGGCCGAUGUGUUUGGAAACGGGAGCGCCGAGAGAGCGGACGGCGCGAGUCACAAUCACGGCGAGGACCACAACGCAGACGCAGACUUUGCAUGGACUUUUGUCAAGGACUGAAAAUGAGCGGGACCGGCCCGUUUCGGUCGAACCUUGCUACGGCGAGCUCUACGAACUUGGCGGAAGGCCAAAUAGAUCAACGUCUACUACGGUACAUGUGACUGAGUCAUUUCUGCUCAUUUUUCUUUCAACUUUCCCCAUCAUGCUUCUUAGCCAAGGGAAAGUGGUUGUUCUCGGAAGGCAAUCCUCCUUCUGCACUGCAUCGACACCGUCCACGCUUGUCUGUCCUCUUUUCAUUUGCACACCUGACUAGAGCUUUGUAUUCUAUUUUUUAAGAUUACAGAUUAAUUAUUUUUUGUCAAUGUAAAACACGGAACGAUGUGUGUGUACGGACCAAACGUUUGAGGGGUUGUGCCAUCAAAAAGGGUAUAUAAGUGUAUAAAAGAAACCUAGUGCCAAGUGUUGAUCUUGUAGACCAUGUAGAAUAUAUGCAGUAGAAGCUCCUUCUGUUGGCGACUGUGGCUUUACAAACCAGGUGAGGGACCUCGGCUCAGACUGCGUUUUUCUCAGCUCGAGCCUCCGCGAGCUCUAAACUUGGAAGAACGCUGCGGACGGUGAGAAAAAGUGAGCGGCCUUAUCGGGAGAACAGGAUGGUUUCUCGUCGUCUGCCUGCCAAAAGGGCCGGAAGAGAAUGUGUACGGAGGGGAAGGCCGUCUACAAUAUUGACGCGUAGUAACGAGUGCGUCUGUGUGUGUCUGUCUGUGUGUGUGUGUGUGUGUGAGCGAGAGAGACGUCGGGACGGCGUGUGCGGGCAACGGCGCGCACAUCAAUUUGUACAGCGUGUUUGUAUAGAUGUGUGAACGGAUACGUGCAUACUCCAAAUCUGACUCGUGUGUGCGUGCGUGCGUGCGUGGGACUGUUGUAUGCAUGUCCAGCUGUAUACAAUGUGUGUGUUUCAAUAUACGUCUGUAUCAUUUCGCUCACAAUCUAGUACUUUUAUACCUCUGGUAGGACUGUAUCCUGUAUUAUUGUGUCUUUGAAUUUAGAAAAACCCAAUGUAUAUGUUAUUGUACUGUUCCGUAGCAGGAAAAAAAGCGUUUUAAAAUGUUAUCAAACUCAUUUUUUAUUUCUUUACCUUCAAGAUUUUUAAAAAAAUGUAUGUAAUUAUUUUUCCACAGUAUUACAUAAAUAAAAGCACUGUUUUUUAAUAAAAAUGAAAUAAUUCUGCC